Gryllus bimaculatus (two-spotted cricket) is the source of this 13335-nucleotide messenger RNA. Lineage: Eukaryota; Metazoa; Arthropoda; Insecta; Orthoptera; Gryllidae. The record is from the annotation of a GenBank genome assembly.
CGAGUGCUGAGGACAGGCCGACCGCCCGGCCCGGAUGGGGUACUCGGAAGAGUUUCCACCGCGUGACAUCACGCUCCAAGAGCGCGUGGAAAGAUAGCCCGCGAGGCGUUCUUACGAGUCGGUUUUCUGUUUCGAGUGCUCAGUUCUGUGAUCCGCAAUGGACGGCGGAGGAGUGGCGAAGGCUACGCGCGUGAGAAGAAGUGUUGAAAUAGCGGAAAGAGCAGCGCAGUAUGAGCGGCCCUCCGCGCCGUUUCCUCAGCAGCAGCAGCCAGCCCAGCUCCGGCACUCGCAGCAGCAGCGGCAGCAGCAGCAGCAGCGGCCCAGCAGCGCGGGCGGCGGCACGGGCAGGUUCUCCUCCGACAGCAUGACGCAGCGCGAGGAUGUCAUCAAGUUCGAGCAGGGCCGCAUCCGCGCCCUGCAGGAGGAGCGGCUGGCCAUCCAGAAGAAGACCUUCACCAAAUGGAUGAACUCCUUCCUCCAGAAGGCAAGAAUGGAGGUUGAUGAUCUAUUUGUAGAUCUUGCGGAUGGCAAGAAGCUCCUCAAACUUCUGGAAAUAAUUUCUGGGGAGAAGUUGGGAAAACCCAAUAAUGGGAAAAUGCGUGUACAUAAAGUAGAAAAUGUAAAUAAAAGUUUGGCAUUCCUUCACACAAAGGUACAUUUAGAAAGUAUCGGUGCAGAAGAUAUUGUGGAUGGAAACCCUCGCUUAAUAUUGGGUCUUAUUUGGACCAUAAUUCUACGUUUCCAAAUCCAAGAAAUCGAGAUAGAUGUGGAUGAAGAAAAUGAAAGCAGUGAAAAGAAGUCCGCUAAAGAUGCUCUACUGUUAUGGUGUCAACGCAAGACAAAUGGAUAUUCGGGUGUUAAUAUUCAGGACUUUACAGGAUCAUGGAGAAAUGGGCUUGGGUUUAAUGCCUUGAUCCAUGCACAUCGACCUGAUCUCAUUGAUUAUACCUCUUUGCAUCCUGGAAGGCACAUUGACAACUUAAAUAAUGCAUUUGAUGUGGCCAACACAGAAUUAGGAAUACCUCGACUGCUUGAUGCUGAAGAUGUUGAUCAAAGCCGUCCUGAUGAAAAAUCCAUUAUCACCUAUGUUGCCUCUUAUUACCAUACAUUUGCUAGGAUGAAAAAUGAAAUGAAAAGUGGUAGACGAAUUGCUAAUAUUGUUGGACAGAUGAUUGACGCAGACAAGAUGAAAGUCCAUUAUGAACAAUUAACCACCGAUUUAUUGGAAUGGAUUCGACAGAAAGUAUUGGAAUUGGAAAAUCAUAACUUCCCUAAUUCAUUAGAAGGAAUUCAGAGAGAACUUUUAAGAUUCAAACAAUACCGAACCAUCGAGAAGCCACCGAAGUACAAAGAAAGAAGUGAAAUUGAAGCUUUGUAUUUUCAUAUUAAUACUCAACUCAAAUCACUGAAUCAACCAGCUUUUGCACCUCAAGAUGGUCAGUUAAUUCACGACUUAGAACGAGCUUGGGAAGGAUUAGAACGAGCGGAACAUUUACGUGAAGUAGCCUUGCGGCAAGAACUUCUUCGGCAAGAGCGUCUUGAGCAACUAAAUUAUAAAUUUGAAAGAAAAAGUGUCCUUCGGGAAGGCUACUUGAAAGAAAUGAUCCAGGUUUUAUCAGAUCCUCGCUAUGGUAGCAACUUAAGUCAAGUGGAUGCCACAGUUAAAAAACAUGAAGCAAUUAGUGCUGAUAUUUUGGCUCGAGAAGAACGUUUUCAUGAUCUUACUGCAAUGUCAGAAGAACUUGUACGUGAAAAUUAUCACAGUAAGGAAAGAGUACAGAAGCGCAGUGCUGAAGUAUUAGCUCGUUGGGCAGAGCUUUUGCAAUUGUUGGACAAGCAUAAGACAAACCUCACUAUGCAGAGCAACCUAAUGGGCACUUUGAGAGAAAUCGAUACAGUUAUGGCUACCAUAGCAGAGUUGCAAGUGAAUUUUCAAUCGGGGGAUGUUGGUCAACACUUGUUAGCUGUUGAAGACCUUCUCCAGAAACAUGCUUUAGCUGAACUUCAAGUCACUUCCUUAGGAGAAACACAAAGAAGAUUGGGUCGUCAGGCUCAACAGUAUGAAGGCCAAGGAGGUCGUGAAGGAGUUCUUCUUCAACAGCGAUUGGAGCAAAUGAAUGCUGAAUAUGCCAACUUAAUAGAAAGUAAUAAGGCUCGCAGAGCUCGAUUAGAAGAUGCUCGAAAUUUCUACCAAUUUGUUCAAGAUCACGAAGAUGAAGAGUCCUGGUUGAUUGAGAAACAAAGAAUAUGUAAAGCGGGAAUCUCAGCCAAAGACCUUCGAGCAGUACUGAGUCUUCAACAAAAACAUAAGGUGUUGCAAGAUGAAAUGAAAGCGAGGCGGCCAAAAUCAGAACAAUUGUGUGCUGUAGGUGAAAAAUUAAUUAAAGAUCAGCACCCUCGUGGAUCAGAAAUAAAAUCGAGAAUUGAGAGUCUCCAGGAGAACUGGAAAGUUUUAGAAGAGCUUGCUGCCUUGCGUAAAAAGCAAUUGGAGGAUGCUGCAGAAGCUUACCAGUUCUAUACUGAUGCUAAUGAGGCAGAUUCUUGGCUGAAUGAGAAAAUGGCUCUUGUGGCAUCAUCUGACUAUGGGGAGGAUGAACCCAGUGCUCAAGCCCUGCAACAGCGACACAAAGACCUGCAGGGUGAACUCCAUGCAUAUCAGGGAGACAUACAAAGUUUGAACGCGCAAGCAGAGCGACUUAUUAAGGCAGGAAUUUCAACGUUAGAGCUUUCUAGUCAACCGGAAGUGGCUCCAGAAUUGGAAGCACCAGAUGAGUGGAUACAGGAAGUACGAAUGGUGCCACAAGAAUAUUGGGAGGAGGAACCCGUGGAGAGGAUGGUUGACAGAAUGGUACUUGAAGAAAGAAAAGUACCUCAAGUGAAAAGCUUAUAUCCAUUUAGUGGCCAGGGAAUGGUUAUGGCCAAAGGAGAGAAAUUCUUAACUGACCUAUCAGCAAGUAGUAAGCGUAUUGAAGCAUUGGAUGCUGCUGUUGAAGAAUUUGUUAAGCAAGGCCACAGUCAGUUGGAUAAGGUGCGAGCACGUCAAAGACAUAUUCAUCAGUUGUGGGACCAUCUUAAUCGCUUGAAAGCUCAGAAAGAGCGCAGUUUGGAGGGCGCUAGUAGUGUGGAGUUAUUCAAUCGAACAUGUGAUGAAGCUCGAGAUUGGAUGCUGGAAAAGAUGACUCAGCUUGAUACAGCAGAAUUAGGACCUGAUCUUCGCACAGUGCAGGCUUUGCAGCGUCGCCAUCAACAGUUGGAACAGUCAAAGCAUCGUAUCCAAAUGAAAGGACCAAUGUUAAUGGAAGACAACGAGAAAUUCAGGAUCUUUGGGAAAAAGUUAAGUUGUCGUGGGUUGCUUCAAUCAAAGAUGCUCUGAAUGCAGAUGAGUCAGCUCGAGAUGUUGCAACAGCAGAAAAUUUACUCAAAAAGCACAAUGAGCUGGGUGAUGACAUUCGAGCCCAUGAAGAUGAAUUUCGUGAAGUUGCAAAAUUAGGACAUCAGUUGCUUCAGCGAAAUCGAGGCCUCACAGACGUACAGGAGAGGCUCAAUCGAUUGGAUGCUGAGCAUCAGGCAGUACUACGCGGAUGGGGAGAGAAAGGAGACUGGCUAAGACAAUGUCUUGAUUUGCAAUUGUUGAAUCGGGAAGCUGAUCAGAUCGAUGCUUCAACUUCAAGCCAUGAAGUGUUCUUGGCAAACACGGAUUUGGGAGAAUCCCUUGAUGAUGUUGAAGCUCUUCUGAAACGUCAUGAGGAUUUUGAAAAUACGCUUUAUGCCCAAGAUGAAAGACUGAAAGCUUUUAGUGAAAUGGCAGACAAAUUAAUUGAGGCUGGUCAUUACGAUAGUAAAUACAUUGAUGAACGCCGCAACCAGGUGCUCAAAAGACGCCAAGAGGUCAAGGAAGCAGCUCAGGCUCGGAGAGCUGCCCUCACUGCUUCUCAUAACUUUCAGAAGUUUUCUGCCGAUGUUGGCGAUUUGCAAGGCUGGUUAGCAGAUAAAAUGAAGACUGCAUCAGAUGAGUCAUAUAGAGAUCUCAGCAAUUUAGAGAGAAAAUUACAGAAACAUGAAGCAUUUGAACGUGAAUUGCGAGCCAAUGAGGGUCAACUCCGUGCUGUGAAUAAGGCUGGACAAGCAUUGAUAGCUGAAGGCAAUUACCGACAAGCGGAUGUAGCAAAAAUGCUUCAGGAGCAAAAUCAAGCUUGGGAGAAACUGGUGGCAUUAUCUCAAAACAAAAGACAACGACUUCGACAGGCAGCUGCCCAGCGAAUGUACAACCGGAGUUUGGAAGACACACGUCUUAAAUUGGAAGAGAUAGAAGCAAGCUUACAGUCCCAGGAAGUUGGCUCUGACUUGCGCCAUUGUAAAGAACUUCUCAAAAAACAUCAAGCACUUGAAAAUGAUAUUAGUCAAUGGAAUCAAAAAGUAGAUGGACUAGUUACCAUGGGUGAAGAAAUGGUUCAUGAAGGACACUUCGAUGCUGACAGCAUUCUCAAGAAUAAUCGCGAAUGCCAAAGAAAAUUUGUGGCCUUAAAAGAACCAGUCCAGAAAAGAAGAGAAGCUCUUGAAGAGUCUCUUAGGUUUCAUAAGUUUGGUUUUGAACUUGAUGCUGAAAAGCAGUGGAUAAGAGAGCACAUGCCUUUGGCAUCUUCAACCACUUUAGGGCAAAAUUUACAUCAGGCUCAAUCUCUUCAGAAGAAACACAGAAAAUUGGAAGCCGAAAUAGCGGGUCAUCAGCCUGUUAUUGACAGAACUUUGUCAUCAGGUUCUUCCUUGAUUGAGCAAGGACAUCCUAGAAGUUCUGAGAUUCGGGACCUGUGUCAUAGUUUGGAGAUGGAUUGGGAAGAUCUGCAGGCUCAUGCUCAAGAACGUAGUAGAAAACUUGAUUUGUCCUUAAAAGCCCAAGAAUUUUUCUUUGGAGCUAGUGAAGUUGAAGCCUGGUUGGGAGAGAAAAAUGAUGUCUUAAGCUCCACAGAUUAUGGCCGAGAUUAUGAUGCAGCUAGAAAAUUGCUUACUAAGCAUAAGGCUCUUGAGUUGGAAUUGGAUACAUACAGUGGAAUUGUUAAUGAAAUGGGUCAUUCAGCUAAUGCCAUGGUCAGUGCAAAGCAUCCAGAUGCAAAAGCUAUUGCUGCAAGACAACAACUUAUUUCCCAACAAGUUCGAGCUCUUCAGCGGCUUGGAACGGCUCGUCAACAACGAUUAAUGGAAUCCAUGUUUCGCCAUGAGUACUUCCUUGAGAGUGCAGAGUUGGAACAAUGGAUACGAGAACAAGAACAAACAGCUGCAAGUGAAGAUUAUGGCCAUGAUUAUGAGCAUUUGUUGGUUUUGCAAAAUAAGUUUGAUGACUUCAAGCAUCGUAUAGAUGCAGGAUCAGAACGUUUUAAUCAAUGUGAAGAACUGGCUAAGAAGCUGAUAGGCAACGAUAGCCCCUAUGUCUCUGAAAUAGAGAAACGUCAGGAACAGCUUAGUCAGUCUGGUGAAGGACAUGUGGAUCCCAAGGCUGAGGUUGCUGCUCGGCAUAAUCAUAUUCGGGAGUGUUGGCAACAGUUGCUUCAGUUAAUAGAACACAGAGAUAAACGGUUGCAAGCAGCUGGAGAAAUUCAUAGAUUCCAUCGUGAUGUUGCUGAAGUUCUAUCACGCAUUCAAGACAAAGAAGCUGCAUUACCAGAUGAUCUUGGCAGAGAUCUUAAUUCAGUUCUUUCACUUAUGCGUCGUCAUGAGGGCUUUGAAAAUGACUUGGUUGCCCUAGAGGCUCAAUUACAGGUUUUGGGAGAAGACGCUACAAGAUUGCAGGCACAGUAUCCUGGCCAAAAUGCAGAACAUAUUGCACAACAACAAGAAUUUGUCAGCUCAAAUUGGGAUGGCUUGCAGGAAAGAACACGACAACGAAGUCGUGAUUUGCAAGCAAGUUGUGAUCUCCAACGUUUCUUAACUCAAGUGCGAGACUUGUGGAGUUGGGCAGCUGGUUUACGAGCUACAAUGAUGACAGAAGAAAAAGUACGUGAUGCAGCAAGUGCUCAGACAUCCAAAGCUGAACAUGAAGCCGUGAAAGCAGAAAUUGAAGCUCGAGAAGAAUCCUUCCAGAAUGUAGUUGACUUGGGACAAGCGAUGGUUCACGCUGGUCAUUAUGCAUCACAGGAAAUAACUGAGCGUUAUACACAGUUGUUGGAAGAGCGUCGAAAGUUGCUAUCUGCUUGGCAGCAAAAGAAAGUGCACCUUGAUCAACUUAUCGAUUUACAUUUCUUCCUAAGGGAUGCAAAGCAAAUGGAUGCUCUUUCAAGUUCUCAAGAGGUUGCCCUGUCAAGCGGAGAUUUUGGAACAACUGUUGAAGAGGUUGAUGCCCAAGUCAAGAAACAUGAUGCAUUUGAAAAAUUACUUCAUACUCAAGAAGAAAAGGUUGCUGCUCUGCAAGAACAUGGGGAUAAACUACUUGCACAAAAUCACUUUGAUAGUGCUACCAUUAGAAACAGACUAGGAGAAGUUCUUGCUAGAAGAACACGGGUGAAAGACUUGUGUUUUGCUAGGAAGCAAAAGCUUGAAGAUGCUCUAUUGCAUGCACAGUUCAUGAGGGAUGUUGCAGAGGCCGAAUUAUGGAUUGAUGAGAAAGAAAAGAAAUUGGAGGCUGAAGCACAUAAAGGAGAUGUGUCAAGUUUGGAGGACAAAAUUAAGAAAUUACAGAAACACCAGGCUUUCCAGGCUGAAUUGGCUGCUCAUGAGGGACGGAUUCAACAAAUUAGAGAGAAAGGAGAGACCUUGUUAACGAAGAAGCAUAAAGCAUCACGUGAAAUUCGUCAGCAACUCGAACAAUUACUUGCAGCAUGGCGACACCUCCUGGCCGAAUCUAAUAAUCGUGGUAGAGGAUUGGAAGAAGCCCAGGACAUUCUUGAAUUCAAAAAUCAAGUUGAGAAAAUAGAAGCAUGGAUUCGUGAUAAGGAAAUGAUGGUUCAAGCAGGUGACACUGGCAAAGACUAUGAACAUUGUCAAGCCCUUCAACGAAAACUUGAUGAUGUUGAUUCUGAUAUGCGUGUUGAUGAUGGUCGCAUGCGUUCAAUUAAUGCAUUAGCUGACAAGCUUAUUAGACAAGGCCACAGUGACACUAGAAGUGUGCAGCAACGUCGUGAUGAACUUAAUUCUAAAUGGAGAGCUCUACAGGGAGCUCUUAGUGCAUAUCGUAACAAAUUAGCUGGAGCUCUAGAAGUGCACGCUUUCAACCGUGAUGUUGAUGAUACAAGUCAGCGUGUAUCUGAGAAAGCUGUGGCAAUGAGCUCUGAUGAUGUUGGCCGUGAUCUUAAUGCAGUUGAAGCUUUACAGCGCAAACAAGAAGCUCUUGAAAGAGAUAUGACUGCCAUUGAAGGCAAAUUGAAGGAACAUGACACUGAAGCUCGCAGACUUGUUCAGAAGCAUCCUGACUUAUCAUCUUCCAUUCGGACAAAAUUGUCAGAACUUCAGGAGAAUUGGAGAUCUCUUCAACAGUUAUCUGCUCGAAGAAAAGAUCUUCUGGUUAAUGCUUACACUCAACAUAAAUUUCAGGCUGAGCUUCAUGACUUAGAACUUUGGGUUGCUGACACAAUUAAACGAAUGGGUUCAAGAGAAUUGCCAGGAAGCAUUGCUGAAGCAGAAGCUGCAUUAGAAUUGCAUCAAGAAAGGAAAGCAGAGAUAGAUGGAAGGCAGGAAUCAUUUAAGUCUCUUAAAGAAUUUGGGCUUCGUUUGACCCCUGGUGAUGAGGAACUGGGACCAAGUUUAGCAAAACUUGAAGAACUCCGUCGUACUUUGAGUGCAGCAUGGGAGGAUCGUCGUCAUUUGCUUACCCAGGCACAUCAGUUGCAACUGUUUCGAGAGCAAGCAGACCAAGUUGAAAGCUGGCUUGCAGCAAAAGAAGCUUUCCUUAACAAUGAUGAUCUUGGAGAUUCGUUAUCUAGUGUUGAGGUACUACUUCGGAAACAUGAGGCAUUUGAAAAGACUCUUGCUGCUCAAGCAGGUCGUGUGGAAGAGUUGGAAAGAUUUGCUUCUGAGUUACUAGCAGAUCAUCAUUAUGACAGCUCUGGAAUAACUCAGCGGUUGAGUGCAGUGUGUGGACGUAGGGAUCGCCUAAAGGAAAGUGCAACCGCACGCAGACAUCGUCUGCAGGAAUCCCGGCAGUUGCAGCAAUUCCUUCGCAACAUGUAUGAGGUUGAUGGUUGGAUUCAUCAAAAACAACAAGUAGCUGGUGAUGAAAAUUACAGAGACCCAUCAAAUCUCCAGAGUAAAAUUCAAAAACAUGCAGCUUUUGAAUCUGAGUUAGGUGCAAAUAGAGGAAGAGUGGGUGCAGUUUUACAAGAAGGAGAAUCUCUUAUUGGUGCUGGCCAUUUUGCUAGCAUGGAGAUUCAGACUAGGUUGGACGAAUUGGAAGGUUCUUGGAGACAACUGCAAGAUACAAGCCAUUUGAAGAGAGAACGUCUAAAUGAUGCUUAUCAGGCUCUUUUGUUCAGCCGAACUUUAGAAGAGUUAGAAACUUGGAUGGAUGAAAUAGAAACGCAGCUCCAAUCUGAAGAUCAUGGCAAAGAUUUGAUGAGUGUGACUCAUCUCUUGAAGCGACAUGCUGUUCUUGAAAGUGACGUUCACAGUCACAGUGAGGCUUUGGAGCAAGUGAAAGACACAGCAGCUGCUUUUGAACGCUCCAAUCAUUUCAUGAAAGAAGAAAUUCAAGACCGUGCAGCUGCAGUCAAUAAGAGAUAUUGCUCCCUUCAAGAACCAAUGCAGAUUCGCAGAGAUAAUCUAGAGGAUGCCCUUCUUCUACAACAAUUCUUACGUGAUGUUGAUGAUGAAAUGCAAUGGCUUACAGAAAAGGAACCUCUUGCAGCAUCAACUGACUUAGGAAAUAGUCUGACAGCUGUUCAGAGUUUACAAAAGAAACAUCAGGCCUUAGAAGCAGAAUUAGUUUCUCAUGAUCCAGUUGUGUCAAGCCUUGCAAGUCGUGCUCAAAAAAUGGUGCGUGCAGGGCACUUUGAGGCUGCUCAUAUUGAAGCAGUGAGUGCAGAGUUACAAGAGAAACUUGGACAUCUUCGGGAUCUGGCCAGUAUUCGGCGUUUACGUUUAUUGGAUGCUGUUGAGUCACAGAUGUUCUAUGCAGAAGUGAAUGAGGCCGAAACAUGGAUUCGUGAGAAGUAUCCACUGCUGAGCUCCACUGAUUUUGGAAAAGAUGAAGAUUCUGUUCAGUCACUACUUAAAAAAUUGGAGGGACUUGAAAGAGACCUCAGUGGGUUUCAGCAUACUGUCGGAAAACUGACAAAACUUGCCCAAGGAUUACUAGAAAGGGGACAUUUUGACAGUCAAACAAUAAUGAACAAACAGAAUGAAAUUGAAGCCAAGUUUUUAGAACUUCAGAAGUUGGCUGAGCAAAGACGAACCAGACUAAUUAGCUCUCAAAAGUUUUGGCGAUUUUUGCGAGAAGCAGAUGAGGUGGCUGAAUGGGUUGGAGACCAGACCACACUCACAGCAUCAGAAGAAUAUGGUCGUGAUGUGGAGCAUGUUGAGUUACUUAUUCAACAGUUUGAGACAUUUCUUUCAAGUCUUAGCGCCAGUGAAAGUCGAGUGAGUUCCUGUCUCUCCACUGGGCAAGUGUUAAUCGCUGAAAACAAUCCAGAAAGUGACCGGAUUCGAGCUAAGAUUGAAGAUACACAACAGUUGUGGGAAGAUCUGAAAGAAUUAGCUCAUGCUCGGCAAGAAGCAUUAGCAGGAGCCAAGCAAGUUCAUGUAUUUGAUCGUACUGCAGAUGAAACAAUAGCAUGGAUUCAGGAAAAAGAAAACAAUCUUGUGGCUGAAGGCUAUGGACAAGACCUGGAGACUAUUCAAGCCCUUAUAAGGAAACAUCAGGGUUUUGAAACGGAUCUAGCUGCAGUACGAGAGCAAGUUGAAGCUGUUAAAGAGGAAGCCACACGAUUAGCUGGGUUGUUCCCUGAUGCUAGAGAGCACAUUGAAGUGAAACAUGAAGACACUAUAGAAGCAUGGAAUGAACUCUUAGAACAUGCAGCUCAACGCAAGGAUAAACUACAACAAGCUGAACAACUUCAAGCAUACUUCGAAGAAUAUCGUGAUCUUAUGGCAUGGAUUAAUGAGAUGAUUGCAAAAAUUACUGCUCCGGAUCUUACUCAAGAUGUAGCAGGAGCUGAAGCACUUAUUACUCGUCAUAAAGAGUACCUCUCAGAAAUAGAUACUCGGCGUGAACUCUUUGCUAACUUCAGUAAAACAGGAAAUACCCUUAUUAAGCAGGGUCACUUCUUGGCAAAUGAAAUUGAAGAAAAGAUAAAUGUUCUAGAACAGAGAAAGAACAUUCUACAAAACAUAUGGGAUCAACGUAUGAAGAUAUAUUCCCAAAAUCUGGAUACACAGAUAUUCAAGCGAGAAGCUGAUGUACUUGAAAACUGGAUUAUAUCUCGAGAACCUAUACUUCAUGAUGGUAAACUUGGUGAAUCAAUCCCACAAGUUGAGGAACUUAUUAAAAAACAUGAUGAUUUUGAAAAGACAAUCGAAGCUCAAGAUGAAAAGUUUGGUGCACUGCGUCGAGUUACCAUGUUGGAAGAAGCCUUCCAGAAACAACAAGAAGAGGAGCAGGCACAGAGGCAAGCAGAGAGAGAACGUUUGGACAGAGAACGCAUAGAGGCACGCAAGAGGCUUGAGGUGCAGCGGAUUACAGAUGAGAGGCGGCGUGAGGAUGACAGAAGGAGAAUACAGGAGCUUAGAUCUAGGGAAGAUAUUAAUGGCAGUUCAUCUCAAAUUGAGACUGGCAUUGGGUUGAAUUUGGAGCCUACAGAAAGUCCCCAGAAGAAUAAAUUCCUUAACAUAGGUGAUAGACGAGGAGAUAUUAAACGUGCAGAAAGUAUGAAAGUGGAACUCAAGAAACCUAAAAGAACUCCUAGCUUUACAACUCGCCGUCGAACACAAAGUUUCCGCAAAUUACAGCGGCUUGAACCUGAACAGUUACCACCUGUGGAAGUAAAAGGCUACUUAGAUAGAAAACAUGAAUUGCAGAGUGGAGGCAAGAAAGCACCCAUGCGAUCCUGGAAAACUUUCUACACUGUAUUAUGUGGUCAGUUGCUGUGUUUUUUCAAAGAUUUGGAUGACUUUGUAAACAGUAAAGCUGCCACAUCUCCCAUUAUUGUGUAUAAAGCAAGAUGUGAGAAAGCUGGAGAUUAUACCAAACGAAAACAUGUCUUCAGGUUGUGUUGCACAGAUGGGUCUGAAUUUUUGUUUCUGGCUAACACUGAGGGAGAGAUGGAAGACUGGGUUAAUAAAAUAUCAUUCCAUGCUCAGUUACCACCAAGUAUGCAGCUUCUAAGCUACGAUGAUUCUCAGAAGAGUCCUGCUACAUCAGAGAGACAACAGGUAAUUGAAGGAGAUGAUGGUGACGGGGAUGCCAGUUCAGUGUCUAGUCGUGCAUCUACUCCAGAAGUUCCAAGACGUGGAGAUCAUCCUACCCCACAAACACAGCUUCUGCAACAGUACAACAGAGAAAGGCAGGCGCAGAUGAGUGACAGACCUCCAGUGCCCCCUCGAGGCGCACCCCCUCCAAUACCAGUGCGGUCUCCCAGCACAGAAGCAGUCACUCUCAGAACAAAGUCCACAGAUAACCUUGAUGCUUCUGUGAGACCUCAGCCUUACCAACAAACUCGUACAUCUGCACCUCCUCAUCAGAAUGGAGUUCGGCCACAAGAAACAUGGAACAGGGUAGAUAGUACUUCACAGGAGGUUCCCCCACCCCUGCCUUCCUCCGCCCCUCCUCACAGGAGUGUACCUUUGGCACCAGGAAGAGGCAACAUACGUGGCCAUUGGCAGGCAGAUCCAUCCAAUUUCCACCAUCAGGUUUAUGGAAAUGUGGGGCCUCCAGUUCGACAGACGAGCACAUUUGGUGGUGAAAGACCUACAUCGCUGCCACCAUACCCAAGUCAUACUCUUCCUGCUGGUGCGGUGGCUAGUGGAGAUUUCCUCUCCAAUGAGAGAUCCAGUGAAAGCCCGACAGAUAGUGAUCAACAAAUACCAGCUGUAUUGCGAAAAGACAAAGACAAAGAUAAGCGUUCGAGUGUCCUUAGUAAUUUAUUCCGCAAGAAGCGUGCUACACACUUGUAGAAUACCAUGAAAUAUGGACAUGGUGAGAAGUAUUGAGUUAAAUAACAUUUCAGUUUUAAGAAUGAGUCACAGUUUCAACAAUCAUUGUACAUGUUUUAGAGCUUCAACAUCUGUGAAUGGCUGUGAAUUUCUCCUGAAAGUGCAAAAUGAUGUAUAAGCAUUCAUUACAUUUGUACUAUGUGAAAUUUUUAUGUGAUGUAAGAUGCCAAAAGGUCUUAGAAUAUUAACCUCGCUGAAUAUUGAGAGGUUUUACAUGAGUUUGAGUUGAAACGUACCUCUUAUUCUAAUAGGAACAAAUGUGGUAAAGUCUUAGCUGUAUGAAUGAUUUGUAAUCAGUUUGGGCUCACAUUACAGAUUGAAAAUAUUUUUUACUCUUAUUAAUAUGAAAUGACAUUGUAUUUGUCAAUUUCCAUAUUUAUUUUUUCAAAAAUGUUAUAAUAAAAAACAGCAUACCUAAAUUUUGUAAGGUUUGUUACAUUUUAUUGUUACUGACCUAUUGUGUGAACAAAAUCUACUUCAAUUUAAUAUUUUUUAUUAAUUAUCUGAUGUCUUUUGCCAUUUUUUUAUAAUAUAUCAUGUGCGUAUUUUGAUUACUAAAUAAUGUGUCUUCAUAAAACAUUUUUUUCUAAAUGAAAAUGCAAUUGUAAGAUGAGAACAAACACUUGCAUUACAAGUUAUUUUAAUUAUGUACUGUAUAUAUUUAAUUAUUAGGUUUAUUAAUAUCAUUAAUAAAUCUUGUUGACCUUUUAAAAUAUACUUUCCACCACAACGUUUACCUUCAGGAAAGGUAUUUUAGUUAUUGGUGAGAGUAUUGUAAAUGCAUAAAUUCCUCUUCAUUACUCAAUAAUGUAUAAACAUUGGUUUCCACAGUUCUUGAAAAAUGAAAAAAGUUGGGUGAAGGGGAAAUGACUGGCAUUUUGUACAGAUUAUCCCAUAACUAAUCAGGCAUUUUAGGUUUUAGUAUUAAGUGUGCUCCAAAAAUGGUAGUGUAUGUUUUGUGCAAUAAUUUACAGAGUACCAUAUUUAAAUGUGAAAUAAUGUUGAUGAUGUAUUCAUGUAUAGAUAAAAUCAUUACACAAUAUUGUAUAAUUACACAAGCAUUCUUCCUUUUUCUGUUAACAAAAUAAAGUAUAAACACACUUGAUAGAUUAUUGAAUUUUUUUACACCACUUUGUAUUGCUUUUUUCCACAGCCAAAACGUAGGAGUUGCAAUUUUAGCUAAAUGAACAUUACUACAAAACU